AUGGACGUGGGUGCCGACGAGUUCGAGCAGAGCCUCCCGAUGCUGCAAGAGCUCGUUCUCGGCGCCGACUUCGUGGGUCUGGAUAUAGAGUUCACUGGCCUUCGUUCUAACUUGGCUGGGCCCCAGCAGAUCAGUCUUUUUGAUUUGCCAUCGGAGUGGUAUCUAAAGGCCCGUCAAAGUGUUCAGCAAUUUACUGUCUGUCAGAUUGGAUUGUCUGUGUUUUCCUGUAUUGAAGGAGAGUCAAACAAGUACGUAGCCCAUUCGUGUAACUUCUUUCUCUUUCCUACAACAUUUGGAAUUUUGGAUUCAGAAUUCUCUUUCCAGGCUUCCAGUGUCCAGUUUUUGAAUCAGUAUGGCUUCAACUAUAACAAGUUUCUUAAAAAUGGAAUCCCAUAUAUGAAUGAAGAACAGGAGAAGAAAAUUAAACGCAAUAUCCUGACGGGGAAUUGGAGAGUUCGCAGUUUUCCAGAUAAAGACCAAAUCAAGGUGGUGAUUGAUGAAGUGACACAGUGGCUGGACCUGGCCGAAGAAGGCGACUGGAUGACUCUCCCUGGUAUCGCUGGGUUCCGGGCCUUUGAGGUCCAGUUGGUGCUAAGGCAGGCCCUCCCCAACAUCUGGACAGUGCUGCAAGAUGAAGGGGUGAUAGUGAGGAAGGUUAGCACACAGUACCGCUGGUAUCUGCAGAACACCUCUUGUGAUCCAGAGAGCCGUUGGAAGGAGAAGAUUCUUCUCUCCGCGAAGGGUUUUUCUGUCUUUUUCCAGAUGCUCGUGAAAGCCCAGAAGCCCUUAGUGGGACAUAAUAUGAUGAUGGAUCUGCUUCAUCUCCAUGAGAAGUUCCUCAGACCUCUCCCAGAAAGCUACGAUCAAUUUAAGCAGAAUAUCCACAACCUAUUUCCUGUUCUCAUUGACACCAAGAAUGUGACAAAGGAUAUCUGGAAGGAACUGAAUUUCCCAAGGGUUUCAAAUCUUUCAGAAGUAUACGAAGUCCUAAACAGUGACUUAAAUCCCACCAAGAAUUCUGGACCAGUGAUUAUUCACGCAAGGAAAUGUGAAAAAUAUGUUGGGAUGGAGUACCCCCACGAAGCAGCGUACGACGCCUUCCUCUGUGGGUCAGUUCUUUUGAAAGUGGCACACUUGCUCCUGCAGAGGUUGCACAGCAACAGCCCCAUCCCUGAGCCCUGCUUUUCCCAGUACCUCCAUGUGCUGGCUCCUUACGUGAACCAAGUGAAUCUCAUCCGAGCUGGGGUCCCUAAAAUCAAUUUUCCUGGUCCUGAUUAUCCCGGUAUCCGGCCCCCCAUCCUCAUCCUCAGUGUCAGGAGGUGGCCUGGGGUCAGUGAGCAGCAGGUGUACCAUGAGUUUCACAACCUCUGCAAGUUUGAUGUCAGGCGACUCACACGAAGCCAGUUCCUUCUGCUGACCAAUAAGUUUAAGGAUGUGCGGAAUGUCCUGAAGGAGUACAGGGGCCACCCGACCCUGCAGGUCUCCGUGUAUCGGUACUGGAGACAUUCCCCAAAUGUCAACUGCUUGUUCCAAGUCUGUGGCAUCAUCACCACCUGGGCUGUGCUUGCAUUUCUGCUCGGAAGACCCAGCCCCUGAGCGCAGUUGGCCGCCUGAGCCACUGUCCCGCCUGAGC
This is a messenger RNA of Cynocephalus volans (Philippine flying lemur), 1633 nucleotides long. It is a transcript of the gene PNLDC1, whose product is annotated as PARN like ribonuclease domain containing exonuclease 1. Bases 1 to 1596 code for a protein of 531 amino acids. Gene Ontology annotation, biological process: nuclear-transcribed mRNA poly(A) tail shortening. Gene Ontology annotation, cellular component: endoplasmic reticulum; cytoplasm. NCBI's taxonomy places the organism in Eukaryota, Metazoa, Chordata, Mammalia, Dermoptera, Cynocephalidae. The transcript is spliced from 19 exons. Gene Ontology annotation, molecular function: poly(A)-specific ribonuclease activity; RNA binding. The record is from RefSeq and is a predicted model, not a curated record.